Molecule: messenger RNA, 2760 nt
Organism: Closterium sp. NIES-65
Lineage: Eukaryota; Viridiplantae; Streptophyta; Zygnematophyceae; Desmidiales; Closteriaceae
Source: the annotation of a GenBank genome assembly
AUGGAUAUCGACGAAGACAUGAUGAUGGAAGGCGCGUUACAGGCGUACGAGGCGGAUGACGACGACGCGCUGCAGUUGACUCCAGGCCAUCAGGACGGCGCACACGAGCAGCACGACCAUAGAAACGAGGAGCAGCAGCAGUUGCCGCAUCAGGAGGAGGGGUUCAGGGAAGAAGAGAUGCACGACGCGAACGGCGCUGCGGCUGCUCUUGCGGGAAAUGGAUCUGAGAGGGACGCCGGGACGGGUGGUGGGUCGAAUCGUGUGGGGGAUGGCGCUGAAGCGGCGGGCGACGAGGGAGCGGCGAAGCAGCAGGAGGAGCAGGAGAAACGGGAGGAGAAGGUUCCGGCAGGAAUCGGAGCGAAGCGAAAGGUGUAUCGUGUUCCGUGCCAUGCGAGCUGGUUUCGAUGGGACAAGAUCCACCCUUUGGAAAAGCGUGGGGUUCCAGAGUUUUUCCUCCCAACACCCCCCCCACAGCCACCAACAGCCACCAUGUUUCCUCCUCCACCCCCUCCCGCCAAAACCCCCACUCUCUACAAAGAAUACCGAGACGCCAUUAUCACCAUGUACUGCCAGAUGCCGCCAUCCGAUUGGCCGCUCACCUUCACACGUGUCCGCCGGGCGUUGGUUGGUGACGUGAGCUCGAUCCGUCGGGUGUUUGACUUUCUUGACCAAUGGGGGCUGAUCAACGCUGAUGUGCCAGGAGGGGGCGGAGCAGGAGGAGCAGCAGCAGCCAAUGCCUCGGCCGCUGCUGCCGCAGCGGCAGCCAUUGCUGCUGCAACAGCUGCUGCUUCAUCUACCGAUUCGGUGGCAGCAGCAGUUGCAGCGGUGGCAGCGGGAAGUGGGUGGAGUGAGGAAGAGGUGUUGUUGUUGCUAGAGGGAAUUGAGAUGUUUGGGGAUAGCUGGGAGAAGGUGGCAAGGCAUGUGAAGACGAAAGACCGAGCGCAGUGUCUGGCUUAUUUUGUCCGCAUGCCCAUGGGUGACUCGUUUGAAUCGAUCAGUGCGCCACCUGCUACAGUCACACGUGCUUCAGUCACGCCUGUCUCUGAAGCUCCUGUAUCUGCCACAGCUGCUGUUGCUGCUGCCACUGAGAGGAGUGAGGGAGAUGAGAAGGGAGGGGAGGGGAGGGACGGAGGUGGGGUGGGUGAAAAGAAGGGUGACGUGGAAAUGCAAGCUGCUGACGUGGGAGAAGAUGCAGCAGCGGAAAAGGCAGAGGAGAUUGGAACAGAGACUAUAGAGAAUGAUUUGUCAAGACGAGGCAUGAAGAGAAAGGGAUCGAAUCUGGAGCAGCAGCCUUCGAAACCAACAGUGAUGGGUCUGGACGAGCCCAUUCCGUUUGGCGACAGUGGUAACCCUAUCAUGGCGCAGGUGGCGUUUAUCUCUGGUGUGGCUGGGCCUCGUGUGGCUGCUGCUGCUGCUCAGGCUGCUCUGGCCGCGCUUGUGUUUGAAGACCCGUCUGCCCUUGCUGAGUUGCACCAGGCUGCUGCUGAGGCAGAGGCGAGGGCAGUGGCCGCAGAGGAAGACGCAAAGGCAGCAGCAGCAGCAGAGCAUGAGGUGAGGGCAGGGGCAGGGGCAGGGGCAGGGGCACCAGCGGCAGCAGGAGAAGGAGGAGGAGGGGGACUGGCAGCGAAGGGAGAGAAAGAGGGGAGUGCAGUGAUAGAGAAAGAUGUUGGAGGAGUAGAUGCAGAGGUUGUUGCAGAGGGAGCAGCAGGAGACGAUGCAAGGGAAACAAGAGCAGGGGAGAAGGAGGGGGGAGCAAAAACAAAUAAAGAAGGACUGGCAGCAGGAGACAGUGUAGCUGCUGCUCCUGGUGCUGCUGGUGGUGAAUCCGCUGCUACUGCCGCUUCCGAAGGUGGUGAUGGGGAUACAAUUGCUGCUGCGCGUGAAGGGGAUGGCGGCGCGAAAGGGGAUGGCGUGAAAGGGGAUUCUGCUGAAAAGGAUGAUGUUAAAGGGGAUGCUGUUAAAGGGGAUGUUGUUAAAGGGGAUGCCGUUAAAGGGGAGGAGGGUGUGAAAGGGGAUGCCGAAGCUACUGAUGUUAAGGGACAGGUACAGAUGGAGAGAGGAGGAGAGGAGAACGAGGGACAGAAAGAGGAGGGGGGUGGGAAAGUGAGGAAGAUAGAGAGUGAUGGUGGCAUAGCUGGCAUGGAUGUUGAUGGAGGUAAGGAGGCGAGCAAAGGGGAUGAGGAAGGGAAGGGAGGAGGUGACGUUGGAAAGGAGGGGGAGGAGAGUAGGGAAGGUGGGGGUGCGAAGGGCGAGCAGGGAGAGAAGGGAGAGGGGAAUGAGAUUGACAUGGCUGCAACAGGUACAGAUGCAGCAGCAGGAGAAAUGGCCACACCAGAGAAAGCAGAAGGAGCAGCUGGAGCAGGAGCAGGAGGAGGAGGAGGAAGAGGGGGAGGAGCAGAAGGGGAGGCAGGAGGAGGCAAGGGCCCUCAACGCCGCGUUCCCUCUCUGAGCGACGUGCCGUCAGCUCUGCGCAUCCGAGCUGCUGCUGCCACGGCCAUCGCUGCUGCAGCGGUGAAGGCGCGGCUGAUGGUGGAGGAGGAGGAGCGGGAGAUGCGGCGCGUGAUGGCAGAGUUGGUGGCCAAACAGUGUCUGAAGCUAGAGAAGAAGAUGCUUCAAUUCGAGAGGUUGGAGCAGCUGAUGGCACGGGAGGGAGCGAGCAUCGACAGGCAGAGGGCAGCAGCUCCUUUCCUCUUCUUUCUUUCCUCACUUCGUCAAUACUGCGUCUGCCCUUCCUCCUCCCACCACCAUCACAGUGUUUGA